This is a messenger RNA of Nicotiana tabacum (common tobacco), 3394 nucleotides long. RefSeq lists its product as uncharacterized. Lineage: Eukaryota; Viridiplantae; Streptophyta; Magnoliopsida; Solanales; Solanaceae. The record is from RefSeq and is a predicted model, not a curated record.
AGUAUUUUGUUGUCCUUAGUUGAGUUGUAACUUUGUGAUUGUUCUUAUUGUAUCUCCUAAACUGCUUAGCCAGAAGCGUUGAUUAGGAACCCUUUUGUAAAAUUCGUAAACUCUCUGAGUUUAUGUUGUGACUAGGUUUAGUCAUAAGUUAAAGUCUUUGUAACUAGAUAGUGACAAAGUGGCUUGUGAUAAGAGUAUCACAAGUUAGUUACAGUCUUUGUAACUAGAGAGUGACAAAGUGGCUUGUGGUGAGAGUACCACAAGUUAGUUGAGUUGAAUUCUAUGUAAUUGAGUCAUUACAAAGUGACUUGUAACGGGUGUUUAAAAGUUAGUGAAGUUGAAAGCCUGCAGGUGUAGGUUGUGGUUUUUGUCCCUUUAAGUUGGGAUUUUUCCACAUAAAAAUCCUGUGUCUCAUUUAUUUACAACUUUAUUAGCAUUCUCAACAUAACAUCAUAGAGGACCAACUAUUCUACUGAUUGGUGGACUUAUACAAACUAAACACCGUUAUUUUUGUUUAAAUUGGUUAAAACAUCAAAACUUUUCGAAUAAAGAUUUCCACCAAAACACACUCUCAUGAUGUUUUAAUGGAAAAUAAUUAGAUCUUGCUACUCCAGUUUCCACCAUAUAUGAACUUUAACUUUGACUUUUUAAAACAAAAAGAAAAAACUCUAUCCCCCAACCCCCAAAAAAAAGAAGAUAAAAUAAAAAUAGUACUCUCUAAAUUUCAAUUUAUGUGAAUCAAUUUUGACCACAUAAUUUAAGAAAAAUGAGAACGUUUGAACUUAUGAUUUAAAAUAAAGCAAAUCAUAUAUAUAUUGUGUCUCUAUAAAUUAUUAUGUAAAAAUAAUUUUCAAAUAUAAAAAGAUCAUUAUUUUAGACAUGAACUAAAAAGAAAAUAAGAACAAUCAAAAUUAAAACGGUGGGAGUAUGUACGGACAUAUAAUUAAAUUAAAAGCAAAAAAGUGAGAGUAACACGGACAAUAUUCACGGAAAAGUGACGCCCCUCGUGAAAUAGCCAUAGGGGUGAGCCAAUCCCCAUCUUCCUCCCACAAUCUGCCAGUCCUUUUUAAGUAUUACUCCCACCAUUUUCAGCUCCCACAAAGCAAAGUUACAGAAUUAAAUAGAAUCAGAGAACAAGAGAGGGUCCAGACCAUUAGAAUCGAACAAUCAUCAUGCCAUCAGGUGCCAAGAAGCGUAAAGCUGCCAAGAAAAAGAAGGAAUUGCAAGCAAAGGACCCUUCCAACUCUCAUGGAGAAGACCUAAAGCAUGAUGGAUCCGAGAGCCUGAACAUAAAUAUUGAGCAUGUUGAAUCCGGGAAAGAACCUUCUGAAAAAGGCUCACGGAGGAGUUCCAGUAGUAGUAGUAGCAGCAACUGCUGCAGUAGCAGCAGUUCGGAUGAAAAACCUGCUGUUGUUGACAAGAAUUUCUUGGUUGAUAAUGCUCCACCUGUUGAAUUAGUGAAGGAACCUGAUUCUUUUGCUAAUGACCAAGUCGUUGAGAACCUUCCAGGAGCAGAUGCUCGUAAAUCAAUUGUGGAAACAGCCUCUUUAUCUGACACAAUUCAAGUGACAACGGGUUCAUCUAAUACUGAUAAUGUGAAAUCACACACUGCGGAACCGGCAAUGAAGGAAAAUUUGGGUUUUGUGGAUGGAAAAGCCACGGUUUCAGAAGUUCUGCUGGAAUUAGAGAAAAGGAUUGAUGAAGCAAGUGAAACAUUGCAUGAUGGUGCUAUAGCAGCUUCAGAUGCAAAAGUCUCCACGUUCAAAGAAGAUGAAGAGAAACUAGAACUGUCUUACAAUGCUCCUACAGUUGAUGCCACUGUUCAUCCAGAUAAUGUGAAAGAGACUCCCACUCACGAAUGCUAUGAGCAUCAGUGGCUUUGGCUCCGCGACCAGUGCAAACAACUUCCUGGAAGAAUUGCUGUGGCUUAUUUGAGGUUUUUGCAGGAUCAAAUACAUAACUUUAGGGACCAAGAUGGGGGGAUGCUCUGCUACCUUGUUAAACUCCAUUUCAUACUCCGUAACUGUCAUCAUACGAGGUUUUCAAAUACACGCCUGAGUUCAUCCUGUUGGCUGCUGGGCAGGAACCUUUCCAUGAAAGCCUGUGUGAACUGUGGCCAAGAGAUUGAUGGUAGAUUCAGACCUCUGCUCUUCUUGUAAGUUCUCAACCAUCUUUCAGCUUGAGUCAACUGCUACCCAACCUGCUCAAUAGCCUGAGUAUCCAGACAACCUACUGAAAUAAAUAUUUCUUCAAUUUUCUCCAAAAAUUGCAUUCGCUGCUUUUGGGUCCAUGCAUGUGAAGGUGGGAGGGUGAAGCCCAGUGAAGUCUCGUGACUUAACUCUAGCUCAGGGUUGUAAAUAGCGCUUGCCUCAGCGGUAAUAGUGUGAGGCGAUGCGAUGUGAUGCAUGCCUCUGGCGCUAUUUGCCUCUGUUGUGUGGCGAUAUCAAAAAGGCGAGCGCCUCUGCUUGAGUAGUGAGAGACGUUGGGUAGCGAAAGGCACCAGCAGCGAUGCUUUUUUGAAAAAAGGAAAAGAAAAAGGCCGCGAUUGUCGGCGAUUAAAAUAUAAAUUAGGGCUUGAGUUCGUCGACCCAGCCCCACAGCAAAGAAGCAAACAAGAUUUCCUCUUUCUUCUUCAAGUUUCUUCGAUCAGGACAUCAGGUAUGCUUCUCUUUUCUUCUUUCUUCUUCUCCUUUCUUUUCCUUCUUCAAGUUUCUACCUUUAUCCAUUUUCUUUCUUUCUUCUUCUUCUUUCUUUCUUUCUUUUUUCUUCUUUCUUCAUUCUUCUUUCUUUCUUCUUGUUCUCCUAUUUUUUUCCGCUGGGUUGUUUUCGAGCGAGCAGUGGAGAGCUUUUUAGAGCAUUCUUUCUUCCUUCCUUCCUUCCUUUUUCUUCUUCUCUUAUAUUUUUUUUUUUGCUCUGUUUUUCUCAAUUCCAUCACCGUUUUUUCGGGCAGAGGCAGACUGGCAGAGAGCUUACUUCAAACCUGAAUUUUUCUCCUUUUUUCAGUUAUAGAGUAGAAUUAAUUGUAUAUUGGCUCGAUACUUUCUUCCUAUAAAACACUUUGAAAGCUAGGUUAAGCCAGCAGUUGCAGCAAACACAGUGCCGACUUCGUUUACAAUGUUGCUUCUCUUAGCUUUUCUGGUCUAGUUUUUGGUUUCACUGAUGUCAUGGAUCAAAAUCAGUCACCGGAUGAAGAAGCUCGUGUAUCUGCCGCAGGCUCGAAAUUGUUGAAGAAGAAGCUCGUGUAUUUCUUUUAUGCCUUCUAGUUUUUCCUUUUACACUUAUCACAAAUUUAUUCGUUUAUUGCCACUGGCUUGUAUACUACAGUCUACACGCUAUUUGUUUUUUGGACUGGAUAUUUUUAAAGUGUUCAAUAUUUCAAUUGGUCAUAUAUUUA